Molecule: messenger RNA, 2049 nt
Organism: Colletotrichum acutatum
Lineage: Eukaryota; Fungi; Ascomycota; Sordariomycetes; Glomerellales; Glomerellaceae
Exons: 1
Coding region: 1-2049 (682 amino acids)
Molecular function (GO): DNA binding
Source: RefSeq, a predicted model, not a curated record
AUGGCCCCGGCCCGAAUCAUCGCGGACUCGGAUGAUUCCGACGAUGAUUUUGAAUCACCAAACAGUCCCUCGAAACCUACUACGACUUCCGUUAUACCGAGCCAAGGCCGCUCCUCCGACCCCGCGAGCGUCGCGACUAAUUCUACCGACCCCAAGUUCUUCCAGGCCAUCUAUACCGAGCAACAACGUGCGUCAGUAGUCAACGAUACUUUGCGAAAGCCGGACGAACCUUCUGUAUCCGACGGUGCAGCGCCCAGCUCUAUACCAGCUAUGCCAGCACAGGACAAGCCGCACUUGGAGAGGAACGACACCGGUUCCUCCUCGCUCACCUCCGCCAGCGAUCUUAUUGCGGGUUUGGACAGCCCCGAGGAAAGGGAACCAGAGGUGGUGGACCUUACGGAAGUCACAGCGUCGCCCAAGAUGACUGUUGCCCAUGCGACUCCCGACGAUAUGUGGGAUGUUCCCAGCAGCCCCGUCGGGGGUGGUCGAGCGCCUCACGCCAGUCUCGCAAAGAGCAGAACCUCAACCAGGGGGACGAAAAGAAAGCGAGUGAACAAUGUGGAAUUCACGUCUCCAGUGGCUAUCGAAAUGCCUUCGCAGGGCUCUACGCAGCCGUUCGACACUACUCCGGCCGCCGCGAGGAUGGAGAACGGGAAGAGGGCGAGACUCAGGAACCCGGAUUCGUCUCUACCGGCCGAGGAAGACGACGUCGACAUGGUGGUGGUCCCACAGGCAGCCGCGGUACCGUCGUUUGGCGACCUGGUCUCUGGCCAAAAGCCUGUUUCAAUGUACAUCGAGUCCCAGACACUGAGUGCAAGUCAAAAGUUGGAAUAUGAAUACCAUUCAGUUGGCCCGUCUCCGGAAGAUCCAGCACCUACACCUACUCAGCCAUUUUCGACCCUGCAAGCUGCGGCUAGGUCAAGCGGGGCCACGACUAUCGCAUACUCCACGCCGAGCCAGACGAGAGUGAUUGGCUUGCCUUCAGCACCUGCCGAAGACCAUGUCACACUAGACACAGUUCACGAGCAGACUCAGGAAGGUUUCGGGGUGUCAGUCGAUCCAGAGGCAACAAUAGAGAUACAAUCUUCCCCGGAUAUCAUAUCUGCAGCAUCGGUCCGUCGGAAAAGAAGGAACUUGAGGGACGAACCACCACAAGCGACAGAGUCUCGCCGGGAAGACGAAGGCUGGGAUUCCGACGACAUUGGUUUUCAUCGAGAAUCGUACAAGCCUCGUCUCAGUCGACGUAGAGGUAGUGACGCUAGCCGACAGGACGAGGCUGAGAUGCCAGGGAAGACUGAGAUUCCCGUGGCCGAUAUGGGCCCAGCCGCGCAAUUAACCCUCGAGGAGCCUGUCUCCCUGCAAGAGCCCGUUCCAACGAGCACAGCAAAACCAAAAAAGAGAGGACGGCCGAGAAAAUCAGAUAUCGCUGUAGUGGAGAGCCCGGCUCCCACCGAGACCUCAACUACGCCACGGACUACCGACGCAAGCGAAGCCGUGAAGGAUGCUGCCGCAGGAACAGAGGCCGCAACGGCAGCCACACCGACGACCACCAAGAAGAAGCGCGGGCGGCCAAAGAAGGUAGACAACAACGCAUCAGAAAGCGUGCAGCAAGCGACUGGAAAGCCACAUGCACCUGAAGUGGAGUAUGCGGGUGAUGCCCCAUCGGGCAAGGCGGCAAAGCAUUCCAAGGGCCGCGGCGAGCACGUCGAUACACAGCAGCAAGGUUGCACAGCAGAUGCGGGCAGCGGCCCCCGAGAAAAGGGCGGCAGCGAUCGGGUGCUGCAGCCAGUGACGCCUAAUGCGGCGCUCAGCAAGUCUAGUUCCGACGGACUGGGACCGCAAAAGAGCGCGGCAGCAGAGGGGAAAGUAGCGGCAACGAAAGAGGCUCCUGCGCAGGCGGAUGGCGACAAGCCUGGGACGGCGGGGAAAGCCGAGGGAAAGCAGAGGUUUUUGACGCCUGCGUCUUCGUCGGCGACGAAGCCUAUUUAUCGUGUGGGAUUGAGCAAGAGGUCGAGGAUUGCGCCGUUGCUCAAGUCGCUCAAAAAGUGA